UUUUUUUUACCUCAGCAGCUAACAAAAAACAAAUUUAACGUAAUUUUUUUAAUUUAAUUCACCUUGGACAAAACAGUCUAGAUAGAAUUAACCCGUACAAGUUUUACGUCAUUCUAAAAAUAAGUAAUGAAAACCUAUGCUGCUGUCACAAUAAUUUCAAAAAUUUCCGGGCUGGACUAAACCCACAAAGGUUCAAGAUCCUAAAAACGCCCCUGGUUUUAGUUAAAAAUGGAAAUAUAAUUUAGGGAGAAUGGAUUCUAUAUAUUCAUGCUUCAAAACACAAAAACAAAUUUCUUGUUAAAGCCGUUCAGCUGCAACACUACUACUUAACGGUCAUUUAUUUUUUAGGGUGGGGCGUCUUUAAACGUCUCUGUACAACCGAAACCUCAUUUCGCUGCAGCCAUCUUGCCCGGUGCAUACAGUGUGAAUAAACUCUGAAAUUUGAACAUUAAGCUUGUAGCAAACCAGGGUAUUUAUCUACCAAAGGCCACUGGGUUUAAUUAUGAAAAGAGUUAUUUGCAGCUUAAGACCAAAUACGCUUCCAAGGGCGAAACAUUCGAUGAAAACAUAUCGCCCCGGUGAGAUGUUGUACCGUCUUCCACUUCUCCUGGAAUGACAGCUGAAGCCAUUGGUACCGCCUUUUAGCAGACGGAGCAGCCAAUCACAGCUCAGAGAGCUCCCCGGUCGGUGGACUUUCGGCUGUUGUGCGCAGGCGCACGUCAGUUAGUAAGUACCUCACUUUUCACAAGCUCGCAGGAUUGCGAAGAUGGCGGUUGGCCCCAGUCUGUUGGAUGAACUCUUUUCACAGACAGGGGUGAAUAAAGCGGUAGUUUGCCAUCCUCCACGGUCUGUAGAGUCACAACUGUCCUUGUUUAACAGCAAACAUUUGGGUAGGCACGAGGCAGGCAGUAAUUACAUGGUUAUAGUUCCGGGACGGGGGGGUAGCUCGAGCUAAUGUCCAGCUGGGACUUGGUCAAGACCGUUGCUGAAGCAGGUACGCUGUAACUACUAAUGUUGUUUUCGUUAUUUGUUCUCUGAGAACAAAGGAGAAGCAAGCGCCGGAGUUGGCAGAGAAAAGCAGCAGACGUGCAGUUGUCUUCCCUCAUCACAUCCGAGCGUGUGUUGCUCCCUGUUAAACUAGUUGAAGUGUAGAGGGGGUCUCCGCUUAACGAGUUCCCAAUGGUUCAGCUAUGGACGCAUCGACGGCCAACACCGACACCAAAACGGGACACGAGCCGGAAAAACCACUUGUUGUCAGUGACGGUAUAAGUUUCCCCUCCAAUCACCCGGGGAAAGCGGGCUCAUACUCUGUGCAGACUUUUAAUGGGAGCCAAACUAUGAACUCUCACAAUUCAGGAAGCGUUGCCCCUCUGGAGGGGAACACAGCGACAAGUGGCACUGGUAACAGCAACAACAGCGGCGGCACUGUGAUAUCAGCCGCGGUUCUGAGCACCGGAACAGUCCUGUCAAAGGAGCUCGCCGGCGCUUCAUUGCCCCCGUCGUUAAACAGUGUCAUUCAGACGUCACUAGUGAAUUCAGACGGUGGUUCUGCUGCGAGUCAAGCAGCAGGACCCACAGUGACACUUGUCAGGCCGCCUAUGCAAACAGCCGGUUCGGGCACAACUUUGAACGGGAGCAAUACUGCAAGCCCCGCCGUGGCUGCUACUGCAAAAAAUCAGACGGGUAUUGGCACACAAAAUCCGCUGGUAAACAAUGGUCAGCCCGGCACCUCUGCGUCCGUCAGUGGAGGUUCUCACAUCAUUAAAGCAGAGCCACCAACGACGAUAAUCCAGUCAGCACCGCAGCCUGCUUCUGCCGCUGCCACCCCCAGCUCCAUCAGUGCUCCUCGACCCCCUGGCAUGACAGCUGCAGGUGCACCCGGGAUCACGUCCCAGAUGCUGGCUCCGAGACUCCCACAGACCUCUCCGGGACAGCCCAGUGUGCACAACAUCCAGCUACCUCCGGGUAUGGUGCUUGUACGCAGCGAAAGUGGGCAACUUUUGAUGAUUCCUCAACAGGCUCUGGCCCAAAUGCAAGCGCAGGCUCAGGGAGCCAUGGCCCCUCGGACAACUACGCCAACAAAUGUGUCUGCAGGCCAGGCUCCUGGAACCACAAUUAUUAGUAGACAAGUAUCUCCGAGCACCAUCAUCCGACCAGGCUGUCCGGCCCCAGCAUCCCUCGCUGCGACUACUGCUCUUCAAAGACCUCCUAUCCUACCGAGCUCCAUUGGGUCCACAGUACCAGGAAUAGCCCCUAGAGCGCUCACUUCUACAGCUGGAACCACAGUUACCUCAGUAACUGUGAGCAAAGAGACAAUGGAGAAUGUAAAGAAAUGCAAGAACUUCCUGUCUACACUGAUCAAGCUGGCAUCCAGCGGGAAGCAGUCCACAGAGACUGCAGCCACUGUGAGAGAGUUGGUCAAAGACCUGCUUGAAAGCAAGCUGGAAGCUGAAGAAUUCACCAGCAGAUUGUACAAAGAGCUAAAUUCCUCCCCCCAACCAUACCUUGUGCCUUUUCUGAAGAGAAGCCUCCCAGCUUUGAGGCAGCUCACCCCAGACUCGGCAGCUUUCAUCCAGCAGAGUCGGCUUCCUCAGCCAGCCUCAGUUGCGGUCUCCUCUGCCUUAGCCAACUCCACCACAGUGGUUCUGGGCAGCCCUGCUCCUCGUGUCACAGCACCAGGCAAUCGGUCCCAACUUCAGCCAACAGUUAACCAACAGACAGCGUCACUGGUUCUCCAGCCUCAGCAGCAAAGAGCGAUUUUGAGACCUCAGGUAAGUUUACCAACCUCCCCCAUGAUGGCUGUACGGAACCCGUCCCCAGGUCGCAUGGUGGUGGGACAACAGCAGGUGCAGCUUAAAGAGCUGCAACCAGUUCCACUGAGACCUGAGGUGACACUUGUUUCCAAACAAGUCUCUGCUGUUGCCUUGACACAGGCACAGAAGAACAAGCUCAAAGAAGCGGGUGGCACUUUCAAAGAUGAUGAUGAUAUUAAUGACGUGGCCUCAAUGGCGGGAGUAAACCUCUCUGAGGAGAGUGCUAAUAUCCUGGCUACUAACUCUGGACUUGUUGGCGCAGUGACACAUUCCUGUAAGGACGAGGCUUUUCUCUCCUCCGCCUUGCUGCAGAGGAGAAUGCUGGAGAUAGGAAUGAGGUAUGGAGUAACGGAUCUGGGCGCGGAGGUGGUGAAUUACGUCUCCCAUGCUACUCAGCAGCGACUUCUGAACUUACUUGAAAAAGUCUCCCAAGUAGCCCAGCAGAAAAAUGUCAACUUUAAGGAGGAUGACAGCUAUGAGCAGAGCAGCGAUGUUCGAGCCCAGCUGAGGUUCUUUGAGCAGCUCGACCAGAUGGAGAAACAGCGGAAGGAAGAGCAGGAGAGGGAGAUCCUGCUGAAGGCAGCUAAGUCUCGAGCUCGGCAAGAGGAUCCAGAGCAGCUGCGUCUGAAACAGAAGGCAAAAGAGAUGCAGCAGCAGGAGCUGGCUCAGAUGAGACAGAGGGAAGCCAACCUGACUGCUUUGGCAGCCAUUGGCCCCAGGAAAAAGAGGAAGAAUCUCGGCUCUCCCUCAUCUGCUUCAGCUGAGGGAUCCGGAACAGGCUCCUCUCUGACUGGUGCUGCCGGCUCCUCAGGCUCCAGACCAACUCGGCAGCGCAUCACGCGUGUCAAUCUCAGGGACCUGCUCUUCUGCCUGGAGGAUGAGAGAUUUACCAGUCACUCUCAUUUCCUCUACAAGGGCUUUCUCAAAUAGGCUUGAUGUUGGAGAGAGAGAGGACAACGAGAGGGCAAAGAGCACGCUGUGCGUGAAGAGACCAAACGCUCCCACUAGAAAAGACUCCUUUAGGUAACGAAGAGGAAAUAAUGUGUUUGGUGCAUUUAAUGUUUCUUUAGAUCCACCUGCUAUCAUAAAAUACAAUCGUAGCCAUACUGGAAGGCCUUUCUACCUCUCUCCUCAAAUGCCUCUUUUCCUUCGGAGCAGUCGUCGACUGAUGCCCCUUUAUUUACCCUGCUCAACCUCUUUUUCAAGAUGGUGCAAAAAUGAAACAUGUUUUAUGAAGAAGGUUUUAUUUUGUGUGAACAAAAGACAAUGUACAAUUGUGCACUGUAUUAUAGUUUGGUUUAUUUUCUGAAUAUUUGUUUGCAAGCUAGGCUUUAAAACUAUGGAAAUCUCGUUUUAUUAGACAACAAAUUAGUUUAGGUCUUUUUUUGGGUGAUUUCAUACUGGUUUUUGUUGUUGAUUUAGUUUGAACUCCAAACUGUAACCUGCUGAGUUGCCUUCCUAACUAUGAAUAAGCCAUACCAUUCUCACACAAUUAAUCCUGCUGUAAGUCAUGCAGCGGCAGCUCACUCUGUCAUCUCCAUUACCCUGCAGCAUAUUUUUUGAUCAUAUUUAUUUACUAAAAUCAAAUUUAAAUUAAUAUUUAGCUAUUUAUUUAUUAUGUGACACUUCAAGUGUGUCAUAUUGCUUAAAGCUGAAAGAAAAUGCAUUUUAUCCACAAUGGGAUAACUUUGAAAUGGCAUUUUAGAUUUUAGUGCCUAAAAGAGAGGUGUUCUUUAUUUGAAUCUUUCCUUUACAAAAGAUUUAAACUUACUAACUUCUAAAGCUAAUAGUUUUUUAAGGCUUCUAACCUCUGUUGCUAUACCAAACUUGCAUCUACAUGAAACUCUAUUUUUGUAGCCUCCCAACACACAUUUUUACCCUUCUAAUGGUGACUGACAGCGAUGAUGUCCUAUUACUUCUUUGGUGUGCUAUUGGACAGCCCUUUAGGUCUUCAGGGUGUCUGAUUUAAGAAACUGGAGUUUUUUUCUGUAUAUUUGUAAAUGUUUCAUCCAAAGUUUAACGAACAGUUUUGUAUAGAAUUGAAAAUUUAUGCAUACUGCAUCAAGAAAAUCUAAAUUUCACUAUUGAAAAGUUUGAAUAAAUGAUUUUACAUAUUUCA
Messenger RNA from Girardinichthys multiradiatus, 4932 nucleotides. RefSeq names its product transcription initiation factor TFIID subunit 4-like. Gene Ontology annotation, biological process: transcription initiation at RNA polymerase II promoter; DNA-templated transcription. Gene Ontology annotation, molecular function: DNA binding; protein heterodimerization activity; RNA polymerase II general transcription initiation factor activity. The transcript has 15 exons. The record is from RefSeq and is a predicted model, not a curated record. The coding region runs from base 1191 to 3743 and encodes 850 amino acids. Gene Ontology annotation, cellular component: transcription factor TFIID complex. NCBI's taxonomy places the organism in Eukaryota, Metazoa, Chordata, Actinopteri, Cyprinodontiformes, Goodeidae.